This is a messenger RNA of Rotaria sp. Silwood1, 2721 nucleotides long. The record is from the annotation of a GenBank genome assembly. Lineage: Eukaryota; Metazoa; Rotifera; Eurotatoria; Philodinida; Philodinidae.
AUGGCAGAAGCUCAAUUAACAAAUCAAUUAACACGUAUCGAUUCAAUGACAAAUGUUGAAUUACGUGCUGAAUUAAAACGACGUGGUUGUCCAACAUCAGGAAAUAAGAAAGAUCUAUUAGCUAAAUUACGUGUUGCUUUACAAAAAGAAUAUGAACAAACAGCUGUACCAAAUUCAUCAAAUAUUGAUUCAACAAAUUUUGAUGGACGAAAUAAUAAUCUUUCUGGUUUACAACAAUCACCUGUUGUACGAUUAGAUGCUAAUAGACCUUCAUUAGAUAAUUCAACAACAUCAUCAAAUACUUAUAUGACACCACAUAGUGGUAGUCCAAUUGUAUAUUCAGAACAUAUACAGAGUGCAGAAGUACCAUUAACAUAUACUAAUUUACAAAUUCAUGAUCAAACUACAGGACAACAAGCACCUGUAUACAAUUUAAAAGUGCAACAAAAUAUUCAUCAAUCUCCAGCACCAAUGAUUCCUGUUCCUCAACAAUUAACAAUUUCACCAUCGGAAAGAUCUCAAAUCUAUGAUCAAUCUCUUUUAUAUAAUCAACAAAAAGAACAAGAACAUACACCAAUGCAUACACGUCAAAAACGAACAAGUGUUGAUAAUCAAAUCGAUACAUCUAUGUCUUCAACUAUACCUUUAGCAAUACCAGAGAAAAGAUCACGAACACGAAGUAAAAAAACAUCUGUUGAUUCUCAACAAAAUGAAAUUCAACAAUCGAUACCAUCCAUGGAAAAUCUUUCAAAUGAAAUCAUCAAUACAACACCACCUAUUGAACCAACGAUUACCGACGAAUCAAUUGUUAUCAAUGCAUCAACAAGUGAUAAUAAUGGUAACAAUAUCGAGGUGAAUCCUAUUGUGAGUAAGAGUAAUGAGGAAGAACAGAAAGAUAGAGAUAAUAUAAGAGAAGAAAGAGAAGAUUCACGUUCGCCAUCUGUAGGCAGUAGUAGUGCCAAAUCUGAGUCUGUUAUUAAAGAAAUUCCGUUGUCCGGUGAAAGACAUCGUUUGAGUCGAUCGAAAUCACCUAAAUCACGUUGGCGUCAUUCACCUUCACCACAACAACAGACUAAUCAAUCAAUAACGAUUGAAGAAGAAGCAAACUCGGUUGUAACACCUACAAAUGAUGACAAUAAUACGACUAAUGAACAGGUUGAAAAGUCAUCAUCUGUGUUAACUCCAGUUACCGAGGAAGAAAAUAAUUUAGCUGGCAAUGAAAACAAACAAGACGAACCAUCUGAAGCGAAAAACCAAGAAACUACGACGAAAAAUGAAUUAUUAUCAACUGAUAAUCAACAACCAGAAAAAGCUGCACCUCAACAACAACUUAAACCUAGUCGAUCUCAAACAUCAUCGUCAUCAUCAUCAGCAUCAUUAAUGAAAGGUCUUAAUCGAUCAACAACAAGUAAUCGAAUGAAUUUAUCAUCAGAUGUUCUCAAAACACUUAUUCCUGAUAUAAGUUUAGCACCUGUAUCUGUCAUUAAUGAUGAACUUGAAGCAUCAAUAAAUGAACAAGAUCAUGGUGAUGAUAUUGAACAUUUAUCUAAUCAACCAGUACUUGAGACAAGUGUUAGUAGUGGUUUUCGUUUAUCUGAUUCGUUGACAAUUGGUGAAUUAGCUGAUCAAAAACAACAACGUAAUCGAACUGUUGUCAUUGAUGUUGCUGUUGAUUCUUCAUCAUUAAACGAUGAUCUUGUUGGAAAUAGUUCGGAUAGUCGAAAAAAAAUUCAAGCACCAGCACCACCUGCUCGUAUUGCAUCAUUUGAAUCAAAAACAUUACUCGAUGGAAAAACUAAUGCUUUGAUGAUGGAUGAACCAGUACGUGUAAAAGAUGCUACAGCAACACUUGAACCACCUAGUCGAAUAUUAUACAUUCGUGGUCUUACUCGUCCAUUUACUCUACCAUUAUUAAAAGAACUUCUUAGUCGUUUUGGUAAAUUAGUUGAUGGCGAAUUUUGGCUUGAUAAAAUAAAAAGUCAAUGUUUUGUCACAUAUAAUACUCUUGAAGAAGCACAAAAUGCGCGUGAAGGUCUUGACGGUUGUCGAUGGCCAUCAACAAAUCCAAAAACAUUAUCUGUUCGUUUUGGUCGACAUGAUGAAUUUGAAUUUAGCAAAACACAUGAUUUACCACCUGAUCAAAUGUCAAUUGAUGCAAUGGAUACUACAAAUAAUCGUCUUGUACAAGAAAAACCAACUUCUGUUAAUAAAAUUUCAACAUCAUCAACACGUCGAUCUGUAAGUCCAAAUGAUGAAUCAAAAGUAAAUAAAAAAGUUCGUCCAACUGGUAAUACCGAUGUAAGAGAAUGGGAUUUACCGAAAUUUCAAGAAGAAAAAGAAAAAUCACCAACAGAGCGUAAAAUUAUUGAAGAAUCAAAAACAAAAUCUAAUGAACCACCACCAAAAGGACUUGAUGAUUAUUUCCGUAAAACAAAAGCCAAACCGGCAAUUUAUUGGUUACCAUUAACUGAAGAACAAAUAAUUGAACGAACUCGUCAACAGCAACAACGUAAUGCUGAACGUGAUGAAGAACAGAGAAAACGACAACUUGAAGAAAAUGCUCGUGCAUCCAAUAACAAUAAAGAUUCAAAACCUCGUACAAAUAAUAAUGAUAAUAGAUCUACAACUCGUACUCAUCGUCGAUCACCGUCACCUAAAGAAAAACGUAGACGAAUUUCAUCAAGUCCAUCACCACGUGCACGAGAUAAUAAACGACAUUAG